AUGCAAAGAAACGACGGACUGAAGCCACUCAUAAGCUUCAAAUGUUUCCACGAAACUCAAAAUAACAAAACGAAGCCAGAAGACAUGAUGAACAAGAGCUCAACGUUUUAUAAAUUGCGCAAUUCACCUUCAAUGAUCAGUCAACACUCACAAACAUUGGGAAAUUGGGAAAUGUUGGGAGUAAUUUGGCGACUGAACAACGUCAGUUAUUUUUUAUUAUAA
This is a messenger RNA of Clunio marinus, 222 nucleotides long. The record is from the annotation of a GenBank genome assembly. NCBI's taxonomy places the organism in Eukaryota, Metazoa, Arthropoda, Insecta, Diptera, Chironomidae.